UUUCAUCCGAGGACACCAAGGAAAAAAACCCCUCUUAUAUUUUAUGUUUUGAAAACUUUGGUUUUCGGGACGAAAGAGAGCCGAAUGACUACAUUCCCAAAAUUCGAGAUUGAACUGGGCUACUUUUUCCAUUCUUAACAAUAAUGGGGAAAAAACGUUAUAAUUCGAAGUCAAGAGCUGUUGCAAACGUGGAAGUUGAUAAUUCUACCACUAAAGAGAUUGUAGUGGACAUUGAGCAUCGCGCUGAGAAUUACGACAGUUGCAAUGCGCUUGUCCUGCCGACUCAAAAGAGAAAGACAAAAAACAUAGAUAAGAAGGUAACAACUACUCGAUUGUUAUCGAAGAAGCGCAGGAAACAACUAGAAAAAGUAGUAGAACGAAAGAAGAAAAAGUUACAGAGAGCAACGUUGUUAGAAGAUUUGGCAAAAGUACAAGCAUCUCCUACCGAACUGCAACAGUAUGUGAGCCUAACAUCCCUGCAAAACAAGGGCUUGAAGCGUCAUUUUCGAGAACUUGAGAUGCCUGUUGAAAAAUUAAAGCGCAAAGCGAAUGAGGAGGAAAGCGAUUUGAUAAAGUCUGUAAAUUCUAUUAAAAUGAGCAAGAAAAAAAGAUUAGCUAUUCUGGACGGUGUAAAACAAGACGAAGCUAAGCUUGAUCCAAAUAUAGUUGGGUUUGAGUCCAGUGAUAGUAGCAAAGAAGAAGAUAGUGAUAACGAAGAAGAAAAUGAAACACAUGUUCUUGAUAAUACUACUGGUUCUAAUGUGACAAGUGAAAAGGCUGAAAUAAAUGAAAAGAAAGAUGAGAAGAAUUUCACGAGAGAUGCGGAAAAGGAAACACUUUCAGCUAAAUCUCAGGAAUCUAAAAAAUCAGUGGAAGAAGUACAACAAAAUGUUCCCAAAGUCCACACGCCAGCUGUCUUUAUACCUGUAAAUAGAAAGCCGGGAAUACAAGCAGCCAGAUUGAAACUACCCGUUGUUGCGGAAGAACAAAUUAUAGUUGAAACAAUAAAUGAGAAUCCAGUAGUCAUAAUAACUGGAGAGACGGGAAGUGGGAAGACAACGCAAGUGCCUCAAUUUUUAUAUGAGGCUGGAUAUGCGCAAAAUAAAUUGAUUGGAAUAACCGAACCAAGAAGAGUGGCAGCGAUGUCAAUGAGCAAGCGUGUAGCUGAAGAACUGAAUCUUUCCGAAAGGGAGGUUUCGUAUCUGAUUCGUUUUGAAGGAAACGUUACGGAAGAAACGAAGAUCAAGUUCAUGACUGAUGGUGUUUUACUGAGAGAAAUUCAAAGUGAUUUCCUAUUAACCAAAUACUCUGUCAUUAUACUCGAUGAAGCGCACGAACGUAGCGUCUAUACCGAUAUUUUGAUCGGUUUAUUGUCGAGGAUUGUUCCGCUUCGUAACAAACGCGGCAAUCCUUUGAAACUGAUAAUUAUGUCAGCUACGCUGUCCGUGAAGGAAUUCGUAGAGAAUACGAGGCUGUUUAAGGUAAAACCACCGGUAAUCGAGGUCAAAGCGCGACAGUUUCUUGUAAAGAUACAUUUUAAUAGAAGAACAAGCAAGGAUUACGUUAAUGAAGCAUUGCGAAAAGCGAUAAAGAUACAUACUCGCCUUCCAGAAGGUGGCAUACUAAUAUUUUUAACAGGUCAGCAAGAGGUGCAUACUGUUGUGCGUAAAUUACGCAAAUCGUUUCCAUUGAGGAAAAAUAAAAAACCUCAAGUUAAAGUGGUGCAAGACUCUGAGAAAAAUGAAACGACAGAUGCACUGGAUAAAGAACAUAGCGAACAAGAAGAUUCCGAAGAUGAUUUCGAUGCCAAGGAAGCGUUGCGCCGUAAUAAACAGAGGCAGAAGAAACAGAUUAUACUCCCGACUAUUAAUCUCGAUGACUAUUUGAUAAAUCCUAUUGAUGACACACACGAGGAUUUAAUCAAUGCGCAGGACGAUGAAGAGAACUUUGACGAGGAUGAAGAUGAAGAUGAAGAUGUUAUUGAUUUCAAGGGACUGACAAACGUGCAGCCAUUAUGGGUCUUACCCCUUUACUCCCUUUUACCUGGGCACAAACAGGCUAGAGUGUUCGAGUCACCACCAGAAGGAUGUCGCUUGUGCGUGGUAUCUACUAAUGUUGCAGAAACCUCGCUGACGAUUCCUAACAUCAGAUACGUUGUAGAUAGCGGGCGUUGUAAAACUAGGCUGUAUGACAAGGUGACAGGUGUAAGCACGUAUCAUAUUAGCUAUGCGAGCAAAGCAGCGGCCACCCAACGUGCCGGCAGAGCCGGUAGAACUCGACCUGGUCAUUGUUACAGAUUAUACUCAUCGGCUGUAUACGACAACGAUUUCGAGGAAUACAGCCAGUCGGAGAUUCAGAGAAAACCAGUGGACGACUUGUUACUGCAGAUGAAGGCGAUGAAUAUAGACAAAGUCGUGAACUUUCCAUUUCCUACGCCACCAGAUGUGGUGCAGUUGAAGUCUGCGGAGAAACGGCUUACGAUACUUGGAGCAUUAGAACCGCCUUCGAAGAAACAGGAAGAGAUAUACUGCGCGAAAGUGACGCCGCUUGGACGCAGUAUCGCCGCGUUUCCGAUUUCUCCACGUUACGGCAAGAUGCUGGCACUGUCACAUCAGUUCAACUUGUUGAAAUAUAUGAUAUGCAUGGUAGCGGCUCUUAGCGUACCAGAAGUGCUUAUAGAAACUCGCGACAUGGAGGGUCCAACUAAGAGCAAAUGGUUGCAAACGCGCCGUUACUGGGCCGGAAUUGGCAAUAAUUUGCUCCUCGGUGAUCCAAUGGUUCUGAUAAGAGCUAUCGGAACUGCCGAGUACGCAGGAUCGAAGGGAAAACUGUUGUCUUUCUGCGAGGAAAAUGGUUUGAGACACAAAGCUAUGGUCGAGAUCAGGAAACUUAGGCAACAGCUCACCAAUGAGAUUAAUUUAAAUGUGCCAAAUCUAAAUUUAAUCAUUGAUCCCAAAAUGCCGUUACCAACCGACAUGGAAGCGAAAUUGCUGCGCCAGAUAGUCCUUGCAGGUAUGGUGAAUCAAGUCGCGAGAAAGGUUUCGCCCGACGAGAUAAAAGAGGAUCAGGAUAAGGCCAAGUGGAAACGCGCUUACAGAACACCAGAAAUGGAGGAACCUGUAUUCAUGCAUUCUUCGUGCGUUCUGCGGAAAAUCAGUCCGGAAUGGGUGGUUUAUCAAGAGGUGUACGAAACGAAUGGAAAGAUGUACAUGCGAGGUGUCACGGCGAUAGAACCCGAAUGGUUGCCGAAAUUCGCUCCCAUGCUAUGCCAUCUUAGUGAACCAUUGGUUGAUCCACCGCCAAGAUAUAAUCAAGGAACCGGGAAAAUCAUCUGCCGCGUGUCUGGUACAUUCGGAAAGGCCGGAUGGGCACUACCAUCGAUGGAUAUAGAGCAUCCAUUGACGGUGGACGGUGUCAAGUGGUUCGCGUAUUUCUUCUUGGAGGGUCAAGUGUGCCCUAAGCUGGAACGAUUUGUCCCGUCGCUGCUGACGACACCUGGGAGCAUCACCAAGUCAUGGGCCAGGUUGAUACCACGCACUCAAGCAAUAAUACAAACGCUGCAGUCGCAGGGAGUCGUGUCCAAAGACAAACUGGUAGAAAUCUGGGGUUCGGAUAAAAAAUUUCUGUUGUCAGCCUACCAGAAGUGGCUGCCGGAAUCCGCGCACGCAGAAGUGGCACAGAUAUGGCCGCCUCUCUAAUUAAGAUUAAAACAUUAGGAUUGUAAUUAUAUAUAUACAGUUUUUAAAAUAAAUAAAUAAUUUUAUAUAAUAUGAAAAAAAAA
Temnothorax curvispinosus is the source of this 3781-nucleotide messenger RNA. RefSeq names its product probable ATP-dependent RNA helicase kurz (gene kz). Gene Ontology annotation, biological process: maturation of SSU-rRNA from tricistronic rRNA transcript (SSU-rRNA, 5.8S rRNA, LSU-rRNA). Gene Ontology annotation, cellular component: intracellular anatomical structure; nucleolus. Gene Ontology annotation, molecular function: RNA binding; ATP binding. The coding region runs from base 144 to 3698 and encodes 1184 amino acids. The record is from RefSeq and is a predicted model, not a curated record. The transcript has 17 exons. NCBI's taxonomy places the organism in Eukaryota, Metazoa, Arthropoda, Insecta, Hymenoptera, Formicidae.